AUGCCUGUGAGACCAGACUUACAACAGCUGGAGAAGUGUAUUGAUGAUGCCUUGAGAAAAAAUGACUUCAAACCUUUGAUGUUACUUGUACAAAUUGAUAUUUAUGAAAAUGUGAAGAUUAAAUGCAGCAAACAAUUCCUCCGCAAGUUGGAUGACUUAAUAUGCAGGGAACUUAACAAAAAGAAUAUUCCAACUGUUUCAAACAUCUUGGUAUCUGUUGGGAGAUGCAGCAAGAAUAUCUUUAUAUUGGGACAAGCUGGACUUCUAACCAUGAUAAAGCAAGGAUUAGUACAAAAGAUGGUUUCCUGGUUUGAAAAGUCCAAGGAGGUUAUUCUGAGCCAAGGACAAUCAAAAGAUGAAGCUGUUACGAAUAUGAUAGAAGACUUAUUUGAUCUUUUGAUGGUUGUAUAUGACAUCAACGAUGAAGGUAAAAACCAAGUAUUGGAAAGUUUCAUAGCUCGCAUCUGUGCCCUUGUUAUUGAUUCAAGAGUGAAUGUUUGCAUUCAGCAGGAGGCUUUAAAAAAAAUGAAUUUGAUGCUUGACAGAAUACCUCAAGAUGCCAACAAAAUACUUUCUAAUCAAGAAAUACUAACUCUCAUGAGUAACAUGGGAGAGAGGAUUUUGUAUGUAGGAGAUUAUGAAUUACAGGUAGGCAUUGUGGAAGCCUUGUGUAGAAUGACUACAGAAAAAAGGAGACGAGAACUGGCAUGUCAGUGGUUUUCAAUGGAUUUUAUUGCUAAUGCAUUUAAAGGAAUUAGAGACUGUGAAUUCGAAACAGAUUGCAGGAUAUUUCUCAACUUGGUAAAUGGCAUGCUUGGUGAUAAAAGAAGGGUCUUUACAUUUCCUUGCUUGUCAGCAUUUCUUGAUAAAUAUGAGCUGCAGAUCCCAUCAGAUGAAAAACUUGAGGAAUUUUGGAUUGAUUUUAAUCUUGGAAGCCAGACUUUGUCAUUCUACACUGCUGGAGAUGAUGAUGAUCAUCAAUGGGAAGCAGUCACUGUGCCUGAAGAAAAAGUUCAGAUGUACAACAUUGAAGUAAGAGAAUCAAAGAAGCUUCUGACUAUAACUCUGAAAAAUAUAGUAAGAAUUAGUAGAAAAGAAGGGAAGGAGUUACUUUUGUAUUUUGAUGCAUCAUUAGAAAUCACCAAUGUGACUAAAAAGAUUUUUGGUGGAAAUAAGUACAAGGAAUUUACCAGAAAACAAGGUGUUUCAGUUGCCAAAACAUCUAUUCAUAUACUUUUUGAUGCAAUUGGAUCACAGAUUCUAGUGCCAGAAAGUCAACCAUCUCCAGUCAAAGAAGACCUUGUUCAUCUAAAAGAGAAACCUAACCUUCAGAAGAGACUUGAAAAUCCAACAGAAGACAACAUCAGCAAGCAGGAAGACAGAACAAGCAGCCAGGAUGAGAUAACUACACCUUGCAGAAAGAAAAUGUCUGAAGCAUCAAUGAUAGUUCCCGAUGCAGAUAGAUACACAGUGAGAAGUCCAAUACUCUUAAUCAACACAUCAACACCCCAAAGAAGAAGUAGGGCACCACUGCAAGCAAUAACUUCUGCUGAAAAAGCUGAUGUUUCUAAAACAUCAGAAAGAGAAGUGGAUUGUGCUGUGUCACUCAAAUCUAGACAAUCUGAUGGAAGAAACAGAUGGAAUAUUAGAGACAAACAUGACAAAACUACUAAAGUUGUAGAAAACAAAGAAAAUGAAGACAAUGAAUCCCUAGACCAAAAUUUCAAUGAAAUUGAGGACAAUUUUUCUGAUGUAUGUGCAGUGAAAACAGAUGAGUCUGCAUUACCUGGUGUUAUGGACAUCUCUAAAAAUACAGCACACUCCAAAUGGGCAUGUUGGACACCUGUAACAACCAUCAAACUCUGCAAUAACCAGAGAGCCCGUACUUUACCAGGACACACUUUUAUCCAAGACACUGUCAACAAAAAAUGCACUAAACAAAAAUUACUUGAUGAUGAUUCUGAAGAAACACAUAGGGUAAAAUACAAGAAAGAUGUAUUCAAGUGUAACAAUUCAGAUGAAGCAGAAGUUUGUGAAAGAAACAAUCAAGAACAAAAUCAUUCUAAACAUUCACAAAAGAAAAAUUCUGAAAACACUAAGCAGAGUGAUUGGCAUAUUGAAUCUGAAACUUCUUAUAAAUCAGUACUCCUAAAUAAGAAAACGGAAGAAUCACUCAUCUAUAAGAAGACAUGUGUAUUGUCAAAAGAUGUGGAUGCUACUCUUUGUGAUAAAAGUCCUUCUAGAAAAAGCAUGAGGAGAAGUACAAAAUCAAGGAAAGAACUGACUUCUGAACUUAACUCAUGUGCACUAAAAGAAAUGCCAGUGAGAGAAAAGUCAAAAGGGAAAGGAUUUACUGAUGCAGCAGACUCCUUGAUAAGCCAAAUUAAUAAGAGGUACAACCCAAAUGAUGGCAUGAAGUCUACAAGAAAAUUAAAUGAAGCUCUGACUGGCAGUGAUUUGUCAAAGAAAUCUGACCUACAAUUCAAUAAGGUUCAGAGAAAAAGUUACAGAAAACUGAAGACGACUUUUGUUAAUGUUACUUCCAAAUGUCCACUGAAUGAUGUAUAUAAUUUCAGCUUGAAUGGCACUGAUGAACCUGUCAUAAAACUUGGCAUCCAAGAAUUUCAAGCUACAGCUAGAGAAGCCAGUAUGGAGAAAUCAGUAAAGUUGGUAGGUGUAAGGAAUCAUGAUGAACAUGACUCUCCUUUCAAAACAAAAAAUAAAAGAAUGUCAGCAAGUCAUGAGAAAACACUCUUUAGUGACACUGAAACAGAAUGUGGGUGUGAUGACAGCAAGACUGACAUUAGCUGGCUAAGAGAACCAAAAUCAAAAAGACUAAUGGAUUACAGUAGAAAUAAAAAUGCGAAGAAAUACAAAAGUAGAAAAUCAAGGUCAUCCUUGGAAAGAGGGCAGCCAAGAUCCAUAAUGGCACGCAAUAAAAACAUUACCAAAAAGGAUGAUGAAAUAGUUGUAGAUCAGAGAACCAGACUUCCACGAAGGGCAACAAAAACAAAAAAAAAUUAUAAAGAUCUCUCAACUUCAGAAUCAGAGAGUGAAAAAGAAUUUUCAUAUAUACUUAAAGAUAAACUGCUGACAAAGGAGGAGACUGUCAAUUCCAGAGCCCAGACCAAGAAACUGCCAAAGGAACCACAGGAAGUUGUCACUACAGAAACGGCAAAAGAAAAACAGAAAAUUUCAUCUGAGCUAAGAGAUGGGAGAGAAGACAGUUUUUGCCUAUCUUCUGCAUCUGUGUCUGGGAGCCCAUCUUCUAUAGAAGUGACAAGAUGUAUAGAGAAAAUAACAGAAAGGGAUCUUACUGAAGAUUAUGACUACAUCACAAAAUCUUUUUCAUCUUAUCCAAAAACUGCAUCAUCUGAAUCCUUAAAUGGUAAUAAAGUUGAAAGUCAGGGAAAAUCGCCCAGAACCAGUGAGACCAGUACACUAUGUGUGAGAAAGAGUAGCUCACCUGUUCCAGGACUGCCUUCUUUGGAAAGCCUUGCUGCAUCUCCAUUAUCAUGUUCUAGUGAAAGAAUAGAGAAAAUUUGGUGGGAUAUGCCCAGUGACAAUACUCAUGUAUCAGGUCCUAGUCAACGAUGUCGCAAACGGCAAAUGUUCCUAGAAGAUGAUAUAAGUAAUUCCAAUGAAGCAGAAGUGGAAGAGGCAGAAGAGAGAGAACAAUUACUUUCCAAAAGACUGUGUCAAAGGGAAGAUUCAGAUCAUCACAUUUACAAAACUUCAUUAUCGACACCAGAUUUUUCUAUUCCUGAGGACUGGCAACAGGAGUUUCCAGGUGCUGAAAUGUUAUAUGAUAACAUCAGCUCAGACUAUAAGAGGAAAACUGAUACCCAACAUAGAAUCAUGGAUGACUUUACUACAAAGACAUUAAAAUUGACUCAACAACAUCUAAUGACAGUGACCUCUCAAGCUCGAGGACGCAGGAAUGAAAGUUUUGAGAAAUUCAAAGUCAUUCUCAUAAAUGAGAUGGAGAAAGUUGGAAAAGACUCAGAGACGUUACGAGACUUGGAGAAGGAACUUGUGGAUGUCGAGGAAAAAUUAGUUCAGAAGAUGAAGACAUAUCUCCGAAGUGAGAAGGAGAGGCUUCGUGUUUUGAAAACGUCACUAGAUAAUAGUUUUCUUGCCUCUAACUCUGUUUAUGAAGAUAAUACUUUUAUAUCUGAGAUGCGUUUGAUGAAAGCAAACAUGAAAAUUCUGCAAGAUAAGCUACUUAAGAAAAUGCAUGAAGAGGAACUUCUCAACAUACGCAGAGGACUGUGGUCGUUUUUCAAGGUUCAUGAAGGAAAUGAUGUAUGAAAUCUGGCUGCUAUCAACACAUUUUAUCUGAUUAUUAGUUUUUGUAUAUAAGUGGAAAAAAGUAAGUAGCCUUGCAAAUGUGCACCAUCCAAGCAGCUGUAUGUUUAUGGGCAAGAACCUUCAGACUAAAACAUUUUUUAGAGAUGAAAAGAACGUGACUCCAGUGCAACUUGUGUGUACUAUGGACAAACAGUGAAAGGACUGGCUCACUUUGGGUCAUAUUUACAUUACUUUUAUCUGUGAAACUAAAGUGUA
This is a messenger RNA of Alexandromys fortis (reed vole), 4566 nucleotides long. It is a transcript of the gene Sycp2, whose product is annotated as synaptonemal complex protein 2. Lineage: Eukaryota; Metazoa; Chordata; Mammalia; Rodentia; Cricetidae. The record is from RefSeq and is a predicted model, not a curated record. Gene Ontology annotation, cellular component: lateral element; condensed chromosome, centromeric region. Bases 1 to 4311 code for a protein of 1436 amino acids. Gene Ontology annotation, biological process: female meiotic nuclear division; mitotic G1 phase; male meiotic nuclear division. The transcript is spliced from 42 exons.